Messenger RNA from Venustampulla echinocandica, 1083 nucleotides. Its product is annotated as Neutral protease 2. The record is from RefSeq and is a predicted model, not a curated record. Gene Ontology annotation, biological process: proteolysis. Gene Ontology annotation, molecular function: metalloendopeptidase activity. Lineage: Eukaryota; Fungi; Ascomycota; Leotiomycetes; Helotiales; Pleuroascaceae. The coding region runs from base 1 to 1083 and encodes 360 amino acids. The transcript has 3 exons.
AUGCGUUUCACUUCAUCUAUUGCCACAGCUUGCACAGUUGCAUUUGCCCAUGCUGCAACUAUCCAAAACGAAAGGAGGGAUGCCGGCUUAGAGGUGACUCUCGCUCCUGGUGAGGGCUCUGCUGCUGAUGUCGUUGCCACGAUCAAAAAUGUUGGCGCUGAAAGUUUGAAUCUGUUGACCCUUGGCACAUUCUUGGAUAGUGCUCCGGUACAGAAGCUCGGUGUGGUCGAUGAAGCCAAUGAACCUGUAAAAUUCAUCGGUAUCUUCCGCACUAUCAAAUACUCGUCACUUCAUGAACAGUACUUCCAGCAUCUGGAAGCAGGAGCUACCUUCACAACCACCGUCAGCCCAGCCGCGGUCCAUGACCUAGGAACCGGUGUCUACACUUUCAGCGCGGAAGGUGCAAUGCCAUUUGCCCUCGGCAACUCCACCGAGCUCUCCGGCUCGGCUGUGUAUUUCAAAUCCAAUGACCUUACAAUGAAUGUCGAUGGAGCUGCCGUUGCUCAAAUCAAGAAGGCCAUUCCCACCAGGUCCCUCACUGAACGCACCGUCCUCCAGUCCGGAUGUACUUCUGCUCAAAAGUCGUCUACCACCAAUGCACUCACAAAAUGUGCCUCGAUGGCUAAAGCCGCAGCACAGGCAGCUUCUUCUGGAUCCGCCAGCAAGUUCAGCGAGUACUUCAAGACGACCUCAUCUUCAACUCGCUCAACUGUCGCUGCACGUCUGAAUGCCGUUGCAUCCCAAUGUGGCUCGCUCACUUCUGGGUCAACGAAAUACUACUGUGCCGACACAUACGGCUACUGUGAGCCCAACGUCCUGGCGUACACCAUCCCAUCCACCAACGAGAUCGUGAAUUGCCCCAUCUACUACAGCGCUCUCUCAUUGAUUACCAACACCUGCCACGACCAGGACCAGACUACCACAACACUCCACGAGAUGACCCAUGCCCCAGGAGCUUUUAGCCCAGGGACCGACGACUAUGCGUAUGGAUAUAGCGCUAGUAUUGCGCUUACAACCGCUAAGUCUGUUUUGAAUGCCGAUUCUUACGCUCUCUACGCCAAUGCCAUCAAUCUUGGUUGCUAA